Cotesia glomerata is the source of this 1533-nucleotide messenger RNA. RefSeq names its product protein Peter pan (gene ppan). Gene Ontology annotation, molecular function: rRNA binding. Gene Ontology annotation, cellular component: preribosome, large subunit precursor. Gene Ontology annotation, biological process: ribosomal large subunit assembly; rRNA processing. The transcript is spliced from 5 exons. Bases 113 to 1513 code for a protein of 466 amino acids. NCBI's taxonomy places the organism in Eukaryota, Metazoa, Arthropoda, Insecta, Hymenoptera, Braconidae. The record is from RefSeq and is a predicted model, not a curated record.
AAAUUAGUCAUUGUCAUUUAUUUAUCUGUAACCGUUCACAACGUGAUCCGCACGUGGAUUUAUAUAAAUAAAAUUACUCUCAUAUUAAUUUAAAUAAAAAAGUACUAAGAAGAUGGGUCGCCGUAAGAAGGGAAAAUGUGUGAGAAAAAAUAAACAAAUGGAUAGCCAAGAAUCUGAAGACUUGGUUCGAGCGCCCCAUUCAUUUGUCAUACACAGAGGAAUUCCUGGUGACCAUAUCGUUGAGCUUACCAAGGAUUUCCGUAGAGUUCUGGAGCCAUUCACAGCUUCGUCGCUCAAGGAGCGCAAAAAGAAUUCAAUAAAGGAUUUUGUGUCUGUUUCCAGCGUUCUUCAUGUCAGUCAUAUGUGCAUAUUCAGCAGAACGGAGCUGGGAAUGUAUAUGAAGCUCUGCAGAAUACCUAGAGGUCCAACGUUGACGUUUAAGAUAAUAAACUUUACACUAGCGAGGGAUGUAAUUUCUGCGAUGAAAAAGCAAAUGGUCUUUGAAGAGGCUUUCAAAAAUUUUCCUUUAGUUAUUAUGAAUAAUUUCAGUGGAGCUGCUGGUAAAGAUGAAGAUAACAAGGAUAAUGUUAAAGGCGAUGAUGAUGAAGAUGAUGAUGAUAAAGCACAUGAUGCACAUAUUAAAUUGAUGGCAACUACUUUUCAAAAUAUGUUUCCUAGUAUUAAUAUAACGAAAAUUAAUUUAAGUACAGUAAGACGUUGUGUUUGUCUUAAUUACAAUCCCGCAGAUAAAUCAAUCGAUUUUCGUCAUUAUGCUAUCAAAGUUGUGCCUGUUGGUCUAUCGAGAGGAGUCAAAAAAUUAGUACAAGCUAAAAUACCUAAUUUAUCGAAAUGCCAAGACUAUUCCGAGCUUUUAUCGAAAGGUACUCUAUCCGAAAGUGAAGCUGAAGAUGAUCCUGAAAGUCAUGUAACGUUAUCACAAGAAUUAUCAUCGCGUGGUAAUCACGCGAAAGGUAAAAGUGCAAUUAGAUUGUAUGAGUUGGGACCAAGAUUGACAAUGCAGUUAAUUAAAGUUGAAGACGGCUUACUGGAUGGUAAAGUAAUGUUCCACGAACAUAUCCACAAAACAGAUGAAGAGAUUCAAACCAUUGAAAAAUUACGUGAGAAAAAGAAACGAUUGAAGGAAAAACGUAAGAGAAUUCAAGAAGAAAAUAAACGUAAAAAAGAAGAACAAAAAGAGGAGCAUAAAGAAAAAUCUUUGGAAGGAAUAAAGAAGAAAAAGGAAGCUGUGAAAAACGAGAGCGAUAUUUUGUUGCGGAAAUUUGCGAAGGAGUCGUACCAAGAGACUAAACAAGAGGAUGAUGAUGAUGCGCAGUAUUAUCGCGAUGAAGUUGGAGAGGAGCCAGAUAAAGAUCUUUUCCAAAAAAAUACUGCUGGCAAACGAAAAAGCUACACCCCGAAUUACAAACCAAAAAAUAAGAAAGAAAAACAAAGUAAUGAUGAAGCGAAAUUUAAACGUAAAAAAGUUAAAUUUAGUAAAGAUGUAAAGAAAUAAAUUUUUUUGUCUUAUGAUAA